AUGAAGGAAUUUUUAUUGAUUUGCAUUAUCGUUGGUAUUCUUGGUACAGAAAUUUGGGCAAGACCAGAAAAUAGCAUUGAUGAUCUUGACCAUGAGACAGCAUCGAACUUCUUGAAGAGAACGCUUUUUCAUCCUGGAAAGACUCGAUGUGAAGAACAAAAACGAGAAGCAGCUGAGAAAUAUGAAGAGCGCUGUGAACCAAGCAUCAAUAAGUUAACUGGAUCACGCUACUGUCCUGAUAUUCAAACAUGGGAAGCCUUCCAGAUCUAUGAAGUGGGCAGUGGCUAUGGUCGUUAG
This is a messenger RNA of Adineta ricciae, 297 nucleotides long. Lineage: Eukaryota; Metazoa; Rotifera; Eurotatoria; Adinetida; Adinetidae. The record is from the annotation of a GenBank genome assembly.